Molecule: messenger RNA, 357 nt
Organism: Prunus armeniaca (apricot)
Lineage: Eukaryota; Viridiplantae; Streptophyta; Magnoliopsida; Rosales; Rosaceae
Source: the annotation of a GenBank genome assembly
AUGAGGAAAGGCUCUCCUUAUCAAAGUGGUGGCUCAGAGUAUUCCAAAUUAUGCUAUGGGAGUUUUAAACUUCCUGUAACAUUUUGUGCUGAGUUGAAUUCAAAGAUCUCUAAAUUUUGGUGGAAGAAUUCAGAGUAUUGCAAAGCUGGUAAAGGAAGAGUUUCUUCUUAUGUUUGGAGAUCUUUGAUUUGGGGACGUGAAUUGCUCUUGAAUGGGAUAAGGAAGAGGAUUGGAGAUGGACAAGAUACUCUAGUCUAUGGAGAUGCAUGGAUUCCUAGACCUACUUUUUUCCGCCCUUUUUUCCCUCAAAUGGUGGAUCAAGAAACUAAAGUAAAGUGCUUUUCCUUUGAGCGUUAA